ACAGGCUUCUGAGCAAAAAUGUACCUUAGAAGAGCUUAAUGGAUGCCUGGAGACGGUUAAAAAUAUAACUCAAAGAAAUGAUCUCGCCUUCGCUGCUACACGUUUUCAUCUUCAUGCAGUGUGCAGCAUUUUGAAAAUCAGUGUCUAUUGCAUCGAUGAACAUAUGAAGUAUUGUUUCACAGCAACACAGAGAAAAGUAUUCAAUCAUGUUGUUGCAGGAGCAAGACAGUUUUUAGCAGAGUUAUGUGUGCCAGGAACAAUUCAAGAAGCUUAUUUACUUUAUGCUCCUUGCUUUAAAAACAUAUCCUUGUCAGAAGAAAAGUGUGCUCCUCAGUAUCAACGUCUAAUGUCUAUGUCCGAAAAGGUAAACGAUGAGCCAAAUAUCGACAGAGGAAUUAAGGAAUCAUGUUGCGCUUUUGAUGCAUUUGUAUUCUGUAAGCACAACUACGCAAGUCAAGAUUGUGGCAAUGAAGCAUCAAAGUUUCUUCAGCAGCAUUUCGAUCGCAUUACGAAUCCAUUGCUUCACGAGCAUUGUGCUCCCUAUAUGUUUGGAAAAGGAACAUGUGAUGUGAACUCUAUUGCACGAGGGCGAACAAUAUCGCCAUUUUUAACUUUUAUAUUGUUUCUACUUUUUCAGAAGUUUUUUAUAAUGAUUGUUUUAAUCGAUAGAUAAUAGU
Uloborus diversus is the source of this 677-nucleotide messenger RNA. RefSeq lists its product as uncharacterized. The transcript has 4 exons. Lineage: Eukaryota; Metazoa; Arthropoda; Arachnida; Araneae; Uloboridae. The record is from RefSeq and is a predicted model, not a curated record. Bases 164 to 673 code for a protein of 169 amino acids.